Messenger RNA from Solanum dulcamara, 1721 nucleotides. RefSeq lists its product as uncharacterized. Bases 277 to 1296 code for a protein of 339 amino acids. The transcript has 5 exons. NCBI's taxonomy places the organism in Eukaryota, Viridiplantae, Streptophyta, Magnoliopsida, Solanales, Solanaceae. The record is from RefSeq and is a predicted model, not a curated record.
AACAUAUUAGUCAUGAGAAAUAAAAGUGAAGGGAAGAAAUUGUGUCAACCAUACCUAUGACUUUAAAGUCUCUUACAUAAAAAAAUCCGAAAACUCCAACGUUAUACAAUAUCCCCCCUCUUCCUCCAACAACCUUUUAUUAGUCCUAGCAUAUUCUUUUUUUUUUUAAAACCCCUACGCGCCUCCCUUGACCUCCACGCGCCGCCCUGAAGAAGAAGAUAAGAAAAAAGGGAGUUGCUUUAUGAUUGGUGCAGUAGCAUUAAGUUACUGUAGAUAAUGGGAGGAGUGACUUCUUCCAUCGCUGCUAAGUUCGCCUUUUUCCCACCGACUCCACCGUCUUACACGGUAGUCCCCGACGACGGCAAGUUUAGCAUACCUGAGGUAGCUAGGAGAGAUGGAGUAGACUUUUUGAAGCUUCGUACUCGCCGUGGAAAUGAAAUCGUGGCCGUUCAUGUGAAGCAUCCAAAGGCAUCCGCUACUAUGCUGUAUUCUCAUGGUAAUGCUGCUGAUUUGGGUCAGAUGUUUGAGCUCUUUGUAGAAUUGAGCCUCCGUCUUCGUGUUAAUCUCAUGGGGUAUGAUUACUCUGGAUACGGACAGUCAAGUGGAAAGCCAUCUGAAUGUAAUACGUACGCGGACAUUGAUGCAGUAUAUAAAUGCCUAAAGGAGCAAUAUGGGGUCAAAGAUGAACAAUUAAUAUUGUAUGGUCAAUCUGUCGGCAGUGGCCCAACUGUUGAUCUUGCAUCACGAGUACCCAAUUUACGAGCUGUUGUUUUACAUAGUCCAAUAUUGUCCGGUGUAAGAGUUUUGUACCCUGUCAAGCGGACAUACUGGUUUGACAUAUACAAGAAUAUUGACAAGAUUAGUGCAGUGAAUUGUCCUGUUCUGGUCAUUCAUGGAACAGCGGAUGAAGUUGUUGACUACUCCCAUGGGAAACAGCUUUGGGAGCUAUGCAAAGAAAAAUAUGAACCUUUGUGGAUAAAUGGAGGUGGACAUUGCAAUCUUGAACUUUACCCAGAGUACAUCAAACAUCUAAAGAAAUUUGUUCUUGGUCUUGGCAAACUGAAGCCUGCUGCUAAUGGCCCCCAGAAAGAAUCAACAGAGUCUGACAAUCAGAGUAAACCUGCAGAAAGUGGUACCACAGACACAUUUGACCUGAAACCUGAUCUUCCUGAAAUUUCAAGGAACAGUUUGGACAGUCGACUUGAAAAGACUAAGAAGUCAAACAAACCUGAGAAGUCUCGGAUGAGCACAGAUCGUGUUGACAGGUUUAGGAGAAGAAAGGGCUUAGUGUGGUGAUUCCUUAAAUACAGAAGGAAACUACCUACAAUUAAUCACCAGUAACCCGCCUGAUAAGGCAACAUGUGCUUGUUUAUUCAAACAAGGAAUGAGCUCUAACUGCAGUUCCUGUGAGUGUAAUUGUAGGUGUAAAUGAUUGAGUUAUCUGUGCCAUCAAGAGAGUGGUGAAGGAGAAAUAAAGUAAGUAGUGCAUCCCUUUUUCCCCCUGUAUAAUCAAAUGUAACAUUUUGACAUGAAAAGCUUGUAGUUUUCUACUCAUAUGAGCUUCCAUACUUGUAUAUUAUGCAAGAUGUGCAAAUGUAGUGGCAGAAGCUCUUGGAUUGAUCAUCGCCAGUGUGUAACUGUUUGCUAAGGAAAUUCGUUCCAUAUUCUCGUCAGAAAGUCUCUUUUCAAUUCUCUCAAUAAUAGCUGUCCCCUUCUAGUUA